Molecule: messenger RNA, 3147 nt
Organism: Macrobrachium nipponense
Lineage: Eukaryota; Metazoa; Arthropoda; Malacostraca; Decapoda; Palaemonidae
Exons: 5
Coding region: 150-2396 (748 amino acids)
Source: RefSeq, a predicted model, not a curated record
ACCAGUCAGUCGAUCAGUCAGUCAGUACUCAGUGACGGUUCAGUUCUAGUGUUUACCCUGUACAUCUUUUGCAUUUUAAUUAACUUAGUAAAGCGUUUAGCUUUAGUAAAAUUGAUUUUAUUUUUGAAGUCUGGGUUUAACGUUUCGGUAUGGCAUUGAAAAGUGGUUUUAGAAUAACGUUAAAAGGGGUCCUCAUUAUCCUGUUGAAUGUAUGUCCUUUGUCAGGGUACAUGGUUGACACUGGGCAGUGUGAAUGCAUGCCUUACAGCAAACCAUGCAACAAGGAAGCUGUUUUGAUAUCGGUGGCAUCGGCAUUCUCUAAUCGGGUUUUAGCUUGCUUGCCAGGAAUGCGGUUGUGCUGUGAUGAAAGGCAAUCGCUGGGAGGACGCAGUGAACGAAUUGGAUUGACUGACCAUAUAAGAGGCUUUGUUCUGCAAAUGCCUCAUUUGCUACGUAGAAACAGGACAAAAGCACAAAAUUUUGGUAAAGGUGCGAAGAGUCGAAGCGAAAGCAAUGCUUACAACCCUUUACUUGAUGCUGAAAAAAUUAAGAACAGCCAAGAGAGUGAACAUAACCAUUCUACUGGCACUUCAUCACCAGAAGUUAUGGAAGAUCGAAAACCUUUAGAUUUUACAACAGGUACGGACAAAAACCCUGAUGACACGAAUGAUAAGGAAGGGAGCGAAGUCUUCAAAAAUAGUAUAUUGGAGACGAGACAAUUGACCCAUGGAGAGACUCCUGAACCCAAAACAGAAAACGUUAAUCAGAUGUUGAAUACAAGAGCAGUUGUUGGAAAUGAAGAAGAACCCAUCAAAGAUUGUGGUGAACGAGGUAAAUGCCCAAUGGUGGGUAUCAACAUAUCAAACACAGUGGCAGAAACUUUGGGGACAGCGUCAAGCAGUAAUUCAGGAAGUGAAAAUGGUAUUACUACUUUAACAACUUUGAGCUUGACAACUUUGCUAGAGACAAGCAGUGUAUUAGGAAAACAGAGGAUAGAUAAAACAGAGGAAACAACCCAGACAUUGAUGGUGGGGGAAGUUAAUACAGUUGCUGUAACAUCUGUAUUAAGUGCAGCAACUCCAUAUGAGUCAUGGGCACCAGUAGAGGAAGCUGCUACUAACAUUACUACAGCAACAAACACAGUAGAGGAGGUGGGAGUGUCUUCAUUGGUUAUGUCUGAAAAUAAGGAUACUGAAUUACAUUCUUCAUAUGACAUAGAGUACCCAGUGACCAGGAUUUCUGAUGCAGUAACUAGUAGUAACCCAGUUUCAUUACUGAUAGACCUCAAAAGUAGUGAAUUUUCCUUCAGUGUUUCAGAAGUACUGGAUAGUAAUCAUCUGAAUUACAGUACACUAACUUCAGGAAUAGAGGCUACACCAGUGAAUGAAAUAUCAGAAGCUACUGGAUUUGUGCAAGUGAUCCCAGUCUCAAAAGUUCCUGUAGCCUUGAUUUCUAAUAAAGAUAAUGAAACAACCAUGAUGAACUCUACAUAUAUAUCUCCCAACAUAACACAAGAUCAUCAGCCUGUACUCUUUGAGGCACACAGUACUUCUAGUAUUCAACAUAUGACUCAAGUUUCUGUUGAAUAUAAUGAACAGAAAAGUCCUACGGCAGAAUUGUUGGCUACUGGUGUGCAAGGUUCAGUUACUCCCCUGAAGGACUUUAGUACAAGACACUCAACUCAACUGGAGAGUUCACUGCAUGCAGUCUCGACACCAAGUGCAAAUUUUAAUGAUCUUGGAGUUCUAUCAUCUCCGACAAUGCUGGAGAGUUCCUCCCAAGCUGGGGAUGGAGGGAAGCCAACAGGCCUUACUAACGAUAUCAUAUUAGUAGAAAUGGCGAGCUUCGCAUCAGGAAAAGAUACCAACAACUCUCAUCAAAUGACAACUUUAGCGGGAAAAAUUGGUGAUACGGAUUUGAUUUCACGUACAGGAAAAUCCUUAAAUUUGGACAAAACUCUUCCUCCCAACAACUCACCUUCCACCUAUUCAGCUGAAGGUGCUAAUACCUUUGCACCAGAGGCUUAUUCUAAAGGAAGUAAAGAACUUCCAGUUGAAUUUAGAAAUUUCUUGCUUCCGAACACCGAGUUGGCCAUUACAGAAAGUAAUAUAAAGUACACCACAACUAAAACCUAUUACAUUAUUAUGAGACCUGCUAAAAGUUCACUUGUGCCUACUACCAUGGAAAAAGUUUCUGCUACCAUCAAAACAAAUUCAGCCCAUUUCACAUCAAUUCCACACACUUCUCAAGGAAGUGUUAGGCUCUAUCAGCCAACAUUUAUCAAGCCUUCACCUGAUUCGCAGGAACAAUUCAAUGACUAUUUGAAGACUGUUCGUAAAGAAUCUAGCGAGUCAAAUCCUGGAAAAAAUAGUUUUUUUAAUUGGAUUUUUGGGUAACUUAAAUCUAUUUUUUGCUCGCCAAGAAAAUAUACCUUCAGUAUUAAGCUUUUUAAUUUCUAGCAAUUUUAGACUGAUUCAAGUUUUAAGUUUUUAUCGCCAGUCUUAUACACGCAUGAACAAUUUUAAAUACAAAACAAUUUUUCUUCUUAUAUCCUUGACUUUUUCUUUUUAUAGAAUUGUUUCACAGGGUAAUUGCCGACAUCUGAUUUACUUUGGGUUUCGUGCUCUGCAGCCCUUGAGUUAAUACUGUUAUGUUAUUUAUUUUAGAUGGCCAGCUUUUUAAAGAUACCCUAGUGAAAUUUCUAGUCAAAUAUUUUAAGAUAAAAACUUGUCUUCAUUAAUGUUUAAGUGAACUGUUUUUAAGUUUUGAGUGCAAAUGUCUGUACACGAAUUUCUAUUUUGCCAUAGAAAAUGCUAAUUUAAUUCUUUAAUAAAUGUAUAAUGCUUUGAAUAAAAAUGUUCAAGCAUUAAGCUUUAGUUUUAGAAUGUUUUAUAUCCUUAUAAUAUUUUGUUAUAACUUGCAAUAAGAGGUUGUUUAAAACUCCAGAAUACUAAAUAUUUGUGCUUUCAUAAAUUCCCUCUUUGAGGUCAGAGACUGUAGUACGUACAUCUUAACGUAACUGAUAAGUAUCUUUACGUUAGAGCUCGGCAUUUGGGUGCAAUGAUCUCGAGAUGCAGUUUCAACUGUUUCAGACUAUAUGCAUUAAAACAGGGCUAACAAUUUUUGGAGCCAAUAAAUGUGUAAACU